GACACCCUCUCCCUUGUCCGACAGCUCAUACCCCCAGGAUGGGAACAUCCUAAGACAGAAACUUUUAAGACCCAGACAUUUUAUGAGCAUAUUUUAGUAGAUACAGACUCAAUUUUAGUUACACAUAUGCCUUGUUCCCAGGAACCAAACAGAAUUGGUUAUUCUAAAGUUGUUAUAAAACAGAUUCUAACCCCUUCUCAGUGGAAAGCACAACCCUGGAUCACAAGGAACUUUUCUGUACCUUUUGAGCCCCAGUUUUAUAAUUAUUAUGACUAUAUGGAAGCUUGGGACAGAUUCCUUUUAUUUCAAAAUAAUAUUAACAGGCAUACUUGGUUUUUCCGGUUUGAUAUGUACAGAAAGAAAGACAUGAUGAUUCCAAGAUGGUUCAUUGACUGGUGGAAUUCCUAUGGUCCUGAAGCUAUGAUUCUUCCUCCUGAUCUUUUAAAAGCCUAUGAGACUUUCAAGAAAGAACCUAACAUACUGCAUCUUAGGGAUUUCCCACAUCUUUUACAGUUCUUUUACAGGUUUCCAGAUCUCCCAUGGAUCAUCAGAUGGGAAUACAAGAUAGAAAAGCAUCCCCAGUAUCCUUUUCCUAUGCUCGCCAGAAAGUUUAAAUUAAAAUGGUGGAAUAAGUUUAAUUUUGAUCAUAUUUGCCAAGAAUUACAGAAAAAGACCUCGUCCUCCCAGACAGAAAGUUCUAAUUUCUUUUUAGAAAAGAGUCAAGUUCAAUGCCAGCUUGCCUCUGUUUCAGACAGAAGACAGCUCAAAAAGCAACUGCUUGAAGCUGCAUCACAAAUAUCAGAUGAUGAAGAUGACACAGUAAUGGAAUCCUCUUCUCCAAACUACAGAACUCAUCCAGAAGCAUUUCAAGAUUCCCAAGACCCCUAUGACAUGUGACGGAUAAGACAAAAGACAGAGAGAUGCAAAAGAAGACAAAAGACAGACCGACAGACCAAAAGAUAAAAUGAUAGAAUGCAGACAGACCAGAAAGAUAUUUUAGCAGAAUAUUUUCGUACGCAGAUUCUCACAGACAGAAAAGUUACUAUUCACCAGCAUGCGUACCCAGACAGACUGCCAAAUAGACUUUUACUGUUCAAGAUUCUACCGACAGAUAGACUAUUACUGUUCAAGAUAGACUUUUACUGUUCAAGA
Quercus lobata is the source of this 1152-nucleotide messenger RNA. RefSeq lists its product as uncharacterized. The transcript is spliced from 2 exons. NCBI's taxonomy places the organism in Eukaryota, Viridiplantae, Streptophyta, Magnoliopsida, Fagales, Fagaceae. Bases 127 to 897 code for a protein of 256 amino acids. The record is from RefSeq and is a predicted model, not a curated record.